This is a messenger RNA of Rhodotorula toruloides NP11, 1431 nucleotides long. RefSeq names its product transcription initiation factor TFIIH subunit 2. Lineage: Eukaryota; Fungi; Basidiomycota; Microbotryomycetes; Sporidiobolales; Sporidiobolaceae. Gene Ontology annotation, molecular function: zinc ion binding. The record is from RefSeq and is a predicted model, not a curated record. Gene Ontology annotation, biological process: regulation of transcription by RNA polymerase II; nucleotide-excision repair; DNA-templated transcription. Gene Ontology annotation, cellular component: transcription factor TFIIH core complex; transcription factor TFIIH holo complex. The coding region runs from base 1 to 1431 and encodes 476 amino acids. The transcript is spliced from 7 exons.
AUGAGCCGCAAGAGGACAGAACGAGACUUCAUUGCUGCCGACGACGAGCCGGUCUCGGGCGAGGAGCUGGGCGAGGGAGACGAAUCGGACCUGGAGAACGACUAUAGCUCGGAUGAGGGACUGGGACGCAUGCGGGGCGCAAGGGGCGCAAGAGGUGGAGCAGGAGCGAACGGCAAGGGCGUCAGUACGCGGUCAGCGAGCUCGAGGGACAAGGGGAAGGGCAGGGCAUGGGAGGGCCAGUUCGAGCGGACGUGGGAUAUGGUCCAGGAGGACGAGCGAGGGACGCUGGAAGGCGCAGUGAGCGAUAUGCUGCUGACGAGCAAGUCGCGGAGGGUUCUGCGCGACACGGCUUCGAUCCAGCGCGGCAUCAUCCGACAUGUCUACCUCGUCAUCGACUUGUCGAGCGCGAUGCUCGUCCGAGACUUCAAGGCGACGUGGCUAGACCUGACCCUGCAGUACGCGCAGGACUUUGUCAACGAGUUCUUCCAGCAGAAUCCGAUCGGCCAGAUGGCCAUCAUGAUCACGCGAGACGGCCUCGCAGAACGACUAACGCCCUUGAGCGGCAAAAAGCUCACAGGCAACCCGGCGGAUCACCUGAAGGUGCUGCAGAACAAGAAGAAGCUUGAGGCGCGAGGGUCGCCUAGUCUGCAGAACGUCCUCCAGCUCGCGAAGACUGGCCUGUCACACCUCCCGCCACACGGCUCGCGAGAAGUCAUCGUCAUUCUCAGCUCGCUCACGACGACGGAUCCGACCAACAUCCACCAAACAAUCGCCGAAACCGAAGCCGAGCGGAUACGAGUCAACAUCAUCGGCCUGAGCGCCGACAUGAAGAUCUGCCGCGACAUCUGCGAGCAGACGAACGGCGUCUAUCGAGUCGCUCGAGACGACCUCGCCUUCCGAGACCUCCUCUUCGAAUUCGUCCUCCCACCGCCUACCUUCGCCCCGUCUAAGUCGCAUGUCCUUGGCGGUCCCUCGCCAGCAGCGCCGACGUCGUCGGCAGACCUCAUGCAAAUGGGUUUCCCUGGCCUCAUCAGCUCGACCUUCCCGGGCGUCUGCUCGUGUCACGGCAAGCUCAAGACGGUCGGCUACAGCUGCCCGCGGUGCAAGGCGAGGUUGUGUGACGUGCCGACGGAGUGCCGAGUGUGCGGUCUGACGGUCGUCAACGCACCGCAACUGGCUCGAAGCUACCGUCACCUCUUCCCAGUCACAAACUACGAGCGUGUGAUGCAACCCUCAGACGACGAUGCCCCCUCCUGCUUUACCUGCGCCUUCCCUUUCACUACCCUUGCACAUGCCGUCCAGUCCGCACAACUAGGCGACCUCUCUCCACUCGGCCGAUAUCGCUGUCCCAAGUGCACGCAUCACUUCUGCCUCGAGUGCGACAAGCUCGUCCACGAUGCGCUCGGGUUCUGUCCGGGUUGUUGCGAGUAG